AUGGUAGUGUUAUUCCUCCUAAAAAUGUUAACACCUUUCGCAUAUGCCGUGUACAAUAAAGUACCCGUGGUAAACAAUGUGUCGUUUAAGGCCUUCAGGGGACAAAUCACUGCACUACUCGGUCACAACGGAGCCGGCAAAACCACCACAAUACGCAUGAUAACAGGACAACUAGCGUCCACCAAGGGUCUGGUGCUCAUCGGAGGUCACAAUGUGAAAACCCAAAGCCAAGCCGCUCACGAAGACAUGGGCAUUUGUCCUCAGACAGACAUCCACUUCAAGGACAUGACCGUCUACGAACACCUCCUCUUUUUCUCUGAGUUGAAGCGAGUUCCAAGCUCGGAAAUUGAGCAACAGCUCUGCAAGCUGCUCUCGCUCCUCAAGAUGUCUCAGAAGAGGGCGGUGCUUGCCAGGCAUCUGUCCGGGGGAUACCGGCGCAAGCUGUCCAUUGGAAUUGCCCUCGUCGGGAACUCAAAGGUGGUCAUCCUAGACGAGCCCACGGCGGGAAUGGACCCAGCGGCCCGUCGAGAAAUAUGGGACCUCCUUAUACUUGAAAAGGCCAACAGGACGAUCCUCCUCACGACCCAUGCCAUGGAAGAAGCGGAUGCCAUCGGAGAUCGCAUCGCCAUCAUGGCUAACGGCGUCAUUCAGUGCUGCGGUACCUCGUUCUUUCUCAAGAAAAAUCUCGGAGCCGGUUAUCACAUGGUCAUAGUGAAGAACCCGGUCUGCAAUGUGCGCACCCUGCUCGAAGUGGUGGCGGCCUUCGCGCCCUCCGCUGAGAUGGAAAGCAACGUGGGCACCGAACUGUCCCUCCGCAUCUCGCGCUUCGACCAGCCUUUCUUCAAGCACCUGUUCAGCCACCUGGAAGACAACAAGGAGAAGCUCGGAAUCUCCAGCUUUGGCGUCUCUGUCACCACGCUAGAAGAGGUUUUUCUCAGAGUUGGCGACUACGCUGUCCAGGCCAUGCGCGAACUUCGAAACAUGACAGAGGAUGGCCAACUUCAAAAUUCGGCCGCAAGCCAGCUCAUCGGCAUCCUCAACUCCUUCAUGCCGGCCAGCGGUUCCUCCGAUGAAUCUGGAGAAAAGUCUCCGACCAACACCGGCUUCCGACUCUUCGUUCAGCAGACCUGGGCGCUGCUCACGAUGAACAUGCUGAACAGCGUGCGCAACGUCCAACUCACCGUCUCGCAGCUCCUGGUGCCCCUCGCCGUUCUCAGCUUCACGCUCACCUGGAUCGACCUGCUUCCCAAGGUGUACAUCCCGAGCGCACGGCUCCUGGACAUCAACCGCAUCCACUGGAGCACCGUGCCGUACUCGUUCCGCGGAAACAAGUCGAGGUCCCUGAUCGAAGCCUUUAAGAAUCAGCUUGACUCGUAUAGGGUGAUGGCGCUUCCGGUGGAGGACAACAUGAACGGCUACCUGUUGGAUCAGACCCUGGGGGAUAGCAGCGACUUCAUGUUGAACACACUCAUCGCGAUGGACUCUAUGGACGAAGCUACGGCCGGACGCGUGGUCCACCUCUUCUUCAACAACCAAAUGUUUCACACUCCUGCCAUAGCCCUAAUGGCGUACCAGCGGGCUCUGCUGCACGAGACCUUGGCAAACUCAAGCGUGAAACUGGAGAUCAUCAACCAUCCUUUUCCUAGGGUUGUUGAAGAGAAGGCCAACAAACUGCUCACGAUGCAUCGAGAAAGCUUCCAAAUCGGCCACCAGGCGGUCUUUGGCACGUCAUUCCUGGUCUCCAGCUUCGCCAUCUUCUUAGUCAUCGAUCACGUGAGCGGAUCGCGUCACCUGCAACGAAUUUCCGGGCUCAACAUGGCCGCUUACUGGAUAGCCAACCUCACCUGGAGCAUGUUCAUCUACUUGCUGUCCACCGCCAUCGUCAUCGCUACCCUGAUCUUCUCCAGAGUGCCAGGCUUUGCCGACGGCAAGGAACAGGUGGUCAUCUUCCUCGUGUUCUUCUACUACGGCUGCUCGGCGCUGCCGCUGGUUGCAGCAGCGUCCUUCAUAUUUCACUCCCACUCCUCUGCGUGCGUUAGGAUUGGCACAGUGAAUUUUGCCAUAGGUCUCUCGAGCCUCGUUCUGGUAGCUCUGCUAGAGUGGCAAAACGAGAAACACUUCAUGGACCUUGCGACCAGCAUCGACAGCGUAGUCACGGCCUUGGCGCCCAUGUACGGUCUCGGUCGCGCCAUCAGCACUCUGUACCGGAACACCCACUUCAACCUAGUGUGCAACGACGCGUCCACCCAGAACGUGAUCUGUGAAAUAAACCCGGACAGGGCCCGGUACUGCUGCAAAGAUUACUGCCAGGGGCUUAAGUGCAUCAACUGGCAGCCGGACAUCUUUGACUGGGGUUCACUGCACAUAUCUUGGGCCAUCCUCUCGUUCGGUGUCCACGCCAUACUGGGGACUCUGGUCCUGUGGAUGUUUGAGAAGAACGCGUCGUACUUUGUUGAGAGGCUCUCCAUCAGCAGGAUACAGACGACCUCGCAUAGCGACCAGGUGGAGACGGAGGUUCUGGAGGACGACAACGUCGCCGAAGAGAGGUGCCGCAUCAUCACGACUCCCAUCGAAGAACUGUCUGCGAAGGACAUUCUCGUGAUGCGGGAGCUGUGUCGCUCUUACGGCAACACGAAGGCCGUCAACGACCUGUCCCUGGGUAUCCGGCGCGGCGAGUGCUUCGGUCUUCUGGGCAUCAACGGCGCCGGGAAGACGACCACCUUCAAGAUGCUCACGGGAACCAUCAAGGUGACCGCGGGAGACGCCUUCGUGGACGGCUACAGCGUCGUCCACAAGCCCCGAGAGGUGUCGAAGCGCAUCGGCUACUGCCCUCAGCACGACGCCCUGCCGGAGUUCCUGACCGGACGCGAGGUGCUGACGCUUUACGCCCGCAUCCGGGGCAUCCCGGAGUCCCACAUCCCGCUCGUGUGCACGGCGCUCGCCAAGCUGUUCUAUUUCCACAUGCACCUGGACAAGACGCUCAGGACGUACAGCAUGGAGGAGUGCGAGGCCAUGUGCAGCAGCCUGGUGAUCAUGGUCAACGGCCGGUUCUGUUGCCUGGGCUCACCGCAGCACCUCAAGAACAAAUUCGGCAGCGGUUACUCCAUCAUGAUCAAGGUGUCCGGAGCCCGAAUGUCUUGCACCUCCGCCACGUCCAUGAGUUCGCUGAGCAGCGAGGAAUCCAUCGGUACCGAAGUGUUGGGUAUCAAGGCAUACAUGGAGGUUGGCACCUCGCUUCGCAAAAUGCGCUUCAUCCUAGCGGACUUCACUUCCUGGAUCCCCACUUUUCUGGCCCUUUGGGCCCGACUGCCUAACAUCGACCUGAUCGGGGUGCAUGACGGGCUGCUCGAGUACCACCUACCGGCCACGAGCAUGACCUGGGCCGAAAUCUUUGACAUCAUGGACCAGGUCAAAUCCGUCUUCAACGUCGUCGAUUACUCCGUGGCGCAGCUCACCCUGGAGCAAGUCUUCCUGCACUUUGCAAUGCUCCAGCGAGAGACCCAGACGUGA
Molecule: messenger RNA, 3510 nt
Organism: Ixodes scapularis (black-legged tick)
Lineage: Eukaryota; Metazoa; Arthropoda; Arachnida; Ixodida; Ixodidae
Product: phospholipid-transporting ATPase ABCA3-like
Exons: 17
Coding region: 1-3510 (1169 amino acids)
Biological process (GO): lipid transport; transmembrane transport
Cellular component (GO): membrane; intracellular membrane-bounded organelle
Molecular function (GO): lipid carrier activity; ABC-type transporter activity; ATP binding
Source: RefSeq, a predicted model, not a curated record